UUCGUAUACAGAGAAUUAAUCCUGUUCGCUGUUUUAUUUCAACAGCUGAUCGUUUUUCUUCUGUCAUUUUUUUCCGUCGCUCAAUAUUUGAUCCCAGCUUCAUCCACACUUCCGGCUAUCGUCAACAAUUAAACGAGAGGGACGAAAAACCUAAACCCCACCAAACCCUAGCUCAACUCCUCCCAAAAUGGAAUCCCUCGGCGUUCUUUUCACGUAUCCAAUGGACCUCUGUCUGGAGAAGGAGCUCGGGCGGCGGUUCAAGCUCUUCCGCCUCUGGGAUUCGCCUCCCGAAAAGCGUAAGGAAUUUCUCCGGGCUAACUCCGGCGAGAUACGGGCGGUGGUGGGGAACUCCGUGAUGGGAGCCGACGCAGAUAUGAUCGACGCUCUGCCGGCGCUGGAGAUCGUUGCAACCUUCAGCGUGGGGCUCGACAAGAUCGACCUCGAUAAGUGCAGGGAGAAGGGAAUUAGGGUUACCAACACCCCCGACGUUCUUACGGAGGACGUCGCGGACCUCGCCAUUGGCUUGGCGAUUUGCACCAUGCGGCAGAUCUGUCAGAGCGAUCGCUUCGUGCGGAGCGGUGUCUGGUUGAAAAAUGGGGCUUACCGGCUUACUACAAAGUUCAGUGACAAAAAAGUUGGCAUUCUCGGACUCGGCAGGAUUGGCUUAGCAAUCGCCAAGAGAGCUGAAGCCUUCAAUUGUACUAUUGGCUACCACUCGAGAACAGAGAAGCCAAACACGCACUACAAAUACUACCCAAGCCUCAUAUCUCUGGCAACAAACUCCGAUGUGCUCUUCGUCGCUUGUGCUCUCACCCAUGACACUUUCCACAUCGUAAAUAGGGAGGUUAUUGAUGCUUUGGGCCCUAACGGCUUCCUUGUGAACAUCGGUCGUGGACCUCUUGUGGAUGAGCCUGAGCUCGUUAAAGCGCUUGUUGAAGGCCGACUGGGAGGGGCAGGGCUUGAUGUAUUCGAGAAUGAACCUCAAGUCCCAGAGGAGCUUUUCGGGCUUGACAAUGUGGUGCUGUUACCUCAUGUCGGAAGUGGCACGGUGGAGACUCGGAAGGAAAUGGCGGACCUGGUUAUUUGGAAUUUGGAGGCUCAUGUGCUGAAAAAGCCUCUGCUAACUCCAGUGGUGUGAUGUGGCUAGAGGGCCUUCUAUUUCAAGUUAUCUUGUGGAUCUUCAUUGAAGGAGGUGAUCUUUGAACAAUAAUAUUUAAUUUGGUGAGUUUAUGGAGCAGUUUUUUGCUUAAGAUUGUUGGGGGUGUUUUGGGUUAUUUCUAUUCAUUUAGUCCUCCUCCUGGUUUCUUUUCUACUCAUUUUUAUUAUUUUUGGAACCAUUGUUAAAGUCACCUUUGAUUUAAUGAUUCCUGUUCCUUAUAA
This is a messenger RNA of Phalaenopsis equestris, 1380 nucleotides long. Its product is annotated as hydroxyphenylpyruvate reductase. Gene Ontology annotation, molecular function: hydroxypyruvate reductase [NAD(P)H] activity; NAD binding; glyoxylate reductase (NADPH) activity. The record is from RefSeq and is a predicted model, not a curated record. Bases 188 to 1138 code for a protein of 316 amino acids. NCBI's taxonomy places the organism in Eukaryota, Viridiplantae, Streptophyta, Magnoliopsida, Asparagales, Orchidaceae. The transcript is spliced from 4 exons. Gene Ontology annotation, cellular component: cytosol.